AUGGUGGUCGAUCGCCGUGCAAUUCGCAGUGGCGAACUGGCGUACCAGGCAUUCUACGAUGUGGCUGCCACCAAAUUGACUGGGUUGGGCAGAGGCGAUUGCGCCGCAUCCUCAACCAAAUCAGUCGUUGGGCAGCCAUCAUCACGCGCAGUCACGCAAUGUUUCGUGUUUGAGAUUCAUAAGUCACUCUUGCUUCGAGUAAACGGGGACCUUUGA
Messenger RNA from Babesia bigemina, 216 nucleotides. RefSeq lists its product as hypothetical. The record is from RefSeq and is a predicted model, not a curated record. The transcript is spliced from 3 exons. NCBI's taxonomy places the organism in Eukaryota, Apicomplexa, Aconoidasida, Piroplasmida, Babesiidae. Bases 1 to 216 code for a protein of 71 amino acids.